Messenger RNA from Chaetomium globosum CBS 148.51, 2274 nucleotides. RefSeq lists its product as uncharacterized. NCBI's taxonomy places the organism in Eukaryota, Fungi, Ascomycota, Sordariomycetes, Sordariales, Chaetomiaceae. Gene Ontology annotation, biological process: microtubule-based movement. The transcript is spliced from 2 exons. The record is from RefSeq and is a predicted model, not a curated record. Gene Ontology annotation, molecular function: ATP binding; microtubule motor activity; microtubule binding. The coding region runs from base 1 to 2274 and encodes 757 amino acids.
AUGACGAUGUCAACGAUUCAGCGCCAUAACGUCUUCGCGACCCACGAUGACAACUCCAGGGUCUACGACCAUAUCGCCAAACGAUUGGUACGUAGAGUCAUGGAGGGUUACCACGGCACCGUUUUUGCCUACGGCAUGACUGGCACCGGCAAGACGUUCUCGAUGCAAGGCACAGCAUCCUCUCCCGGUGUGAUACCGCUGGCCAUUACCGACAUCUUCUCCUACAUCCGCGAGACGCCGUCCAGGGAGUUCCUACUGCGGGUCAGCUACUUAGAAAUCUACAACGAGAAGAUCCAGGAUCUGUUGAGCAUGGCAUCGGGCAAUGGUGGAAACCAGCAACAAGAAGAGAUCAAACUCCGUGAGGACUCCAAAAGGGGAGUCUAUGCGAGCCCUCUCAAGGAGGAAAUCGUCCAGAGCCCGACGCAACUCCUCCGUGUGAUUGCCCGUGGUGACCAAGCUCGUCGGACGGCGAGCACCCAGUUCAACUCGAGGAGUUCCCGGAGUCAUGCUGUUGUGCAGAUUGUUGUGGAAAGCAGGGAACGAGUCCCGGCCGGUCCGGGCGACAAUAAACGGCAGGGUCUCUUGCCGGGCGGUGUUCGUGUUUCGACACUGAGCCUGAUCGACUUGGCAGGUUCGGAAAAGGCGGCCGAGUCGAAAGAACGCCGUCAAGAAGGUUCUCACAUCAACAAGAGCUUGCUCACCCUCGGCACUGUCAUCGCGAAGCUUUCGGAGCACAAGGACAAGGAUGGGAAGCCGGCAGACAAGGACGGCAAGCACCUGCCUUACCGUGACAGCAAGCUGACCAGGUUGUUGCAAGGAGCCCUAUCAGGUAAUUCGCUCGUCAGCAUUCUUUGCACCAUCUCAGUCGGCCCGGGCGGGGGCAGCGCGGCGUCGGCGACAAACAUAAACGAAACGCUGAACACGCUCAAAUUCGCUUCCCGGGCCAAGAACAGCAUUGUCAGUCAUGCGAAGCGCGCCGAGGAAGCCCUAGGUGUUGGCGGUGAUGGCAACGCCAGAGUUCUGCUAGAACGCUACCGCAUGGAAAUCUCGGAGCUGAGGAAGGAACUCGAUACCCAGGCGAAAGCCAACAGUAAGAAGGACAUGGACGAGGAGGCGGAGCGCGAUGCGGAAGAAGAGCGGGCCCGUGAAAAGGAGGCCGAACUUCGCCACGAGGAACAGAUGCUGGAAAUGCAACUGGCCAGGACUGCGCUGAAGGAGAGGAUAGAUCACCUCAACAGGCUCAUCCUCAGUUCCAAAUCGAUCGGGGUUAACGCGAGCGGAUCCUUCAGCGCCCUCGGCAUACAUCCCCGGUACUCGCAAGGGUCGAUCCGUUCUUCGAUGGCCACCUCCAACGGGACCAAGUUCGGGCUCGAACGGACAGAGUCAAUGACUUCAAGUGCCUCGACGAUCGGGCGGAAAUCGGCCAGCCAACGCUCCCAACGUUCAUCCGGCGCGGAGCCACCCGUGGCGGAGGACGAUGAUAGCUUGGGCGAGUUUGGGGACGGGACAGCAUCGCUCACAUCGCAGAACCGUGCGCUCCAAGCCGACCUGGCCGAUAAGAACCGAUACAUCCAGACACUGGAAAAGCGGCUCCUUCAGGCUCGCCGCGCGAGCUCGUCGCGGACUUCGGUCGGCCUCUCGACAGGAAAGGGUAUCAUGGUGGGUGAAGAUCACAGCGUUGCGACGCUCAUCAGGGAGAAAGAUACCGAAAUCGCCGAGCUCCGUGCCCGCCUCGAUGACAAGGACCGGAUGCUCGCAGCGCUGCGGACGGCCGCGCGAUCGCGCGACAACGCCGACCGUGUUGAGUCACGCGUCGAGUCGCGCGUCGAGUCGCGGUCCGAGGUCCGCACCUCGCAGAUCCUCGACAGCAACCCCGGCCCGGCGCCUAUAGGCAGCCCACCCGCUGCGCCGUCUCUGUUGCGACAGGUGUCGUACCUCCGCAAGCGCACCAAGAGCGUCGACGAGAUGAGCAAGAUGCUCGACGAGAUGAUCCAGGACCGCGUCGAGAGCGGCCAGCUCGUCCGCGGCGUGCGCGGCAGUGUCAGGGUCGCGGCCGAGGACCGUCCAAUGCGAAGUACCGAGACACCUCCUUCCCUCCCAGUUUCACUCCCGCCCUCGCUCCCACCUUCCAUGCCCCUGCCGCCGCCUGUCGGCCCCCCGCCUGCCUCGCCGCCACCACCGCCGGCUGGCCCGCCCAUCCAAUUGCAGCUCUUGUCGAGGCAACGGGCGUCGUUUGCGGCAGAGCCGCAAAAACCGGCGGUGUUGGAGGUUUGA